UAACCUUUGAACUUGCAGCACGGCGCGUUUGAGAAGUGACGUCAACCUGGGUCUUUCCAAGAUCAGGUAACAACAAGCAGGAACAACACGUGGUGGAGCGUGCCAAUUGACGAGCUUCAAAACUGGCGAUCAACCUUCCUUGAGCUUCUCUUCAACCAAACUCUCUACCUUCCGAUCCCUAUCACCUCUGAGCGCGAACUAGUACUGUUUCGAGCUACAAUACCUACGAAGCUUAAUCGCCACCAAACGGAACGCGGAGAAAGACCAGUUGAACAUCAUGGCUAACCAGGCGCCUGCAUCCCUUGUCGAUGUGUUGACCGCUUCAGGCGGUGCUGAACCAGCCGGCUUCCUUAACGACAUCGUCAAGAACCUCUGGCCAAACAUCUGCGUUGCGGGCUCUAACAUAAUCAAAGAAACUGUUGAGCCUAUCCUCGCCUCAACUCUACCUGGUCCUCUUGGAAAUCUGCGUUUCACCAAGAUCGACUUUGGACAUAUUCCUAUCGGCUUCUCCAACGUGGACGUUCACAAGACCAAGACCGAUGGCAUCAAGCUCGACAUGGAUAUGGACUGGGAGGGUGUGUGUGACUUUGAGCUCGACGGAAAGAUGGUUCCGAAAGUGGGUGUUGAGAAGGUUCACAUGAAGGGCCGGAUCAGUGUACUCUUGUGCCCGUUGACGAAUGUCAUUCCCUUGAUUGGUGCAGCACAGAUCGCCUUCCUCAACACACCAAGCCUCAAGCUUGACUUUACCGACGCCGCCAAUAUUGCCGACUUCUCUGUUAUUGACAGCACAGUCCGCAAAACCAUUCUUGGUAUCAUUGAUGGAAUGGCUGUACUGCCCAACCGCUUUCUUGUCAAGAUGACGAACGACGUCGACUAUUUCAAGGCUCACCAGCCUCACCACGGUAUUAUUCGUAUCAUGGUAGCUCGAGCAACUGGAAUCGAUGCUCCCAAGAAGGGUGAGAAGAAGAGCACAAUGAGGAAGCUGCUCUCUAAGGUCAAGCUGGAAGAUGUACCGGACUGCUACGUCAAGGUCAAAGUAGGUGCCGAAGCGGAGUGGAAGACAAGCGUUGUGGAUAACAACCACGAGCCUGAGUGGAAUGAGACCCACGACUUCUUGGUAUCAGAUUACGAACAAAACAUUUCUGUGGAUAUUCAGGAUGACGACUUAGCUGGUGACGAUGACAUGGGUGUCGGCUCGACCACUGUCAAGGAAAUCCUACUCAAGGGCGGUUCGCAGGAUCUGAGCCUCUCACACAAGGGCAAUGCUACCCAGGCACGACUACUUAUACAUGCCAAGUUCUUCAACUUUGUCACCGACGCGCAGGCCCUCUCUUCCGCCAACGCUCAAGGCCAAGCUGAGGGUCAGAUCUGCGGUCUGGCCACUGUACUCAUUGCUAGCGCCAACGGACUCCAAGGCAACCGUGACGAGCUCAACCCCAGUGUCAAGGUCACUUGGGGUGACCAGACCUUCCAAACCGCGGUCCAAACCUAUACCCCUGGCACCGAUAUCUUCAAUCCAGCCUUCGACCAAGCAUUCCGUAUCCCUCUCACCGCAGCGAUGUUGGCGAACCCAGGAGCCUUCAAAAUUGCGCUGCUGAACAAGGAGGUGGAGUUUGGAAGUGCGCAAGUGAGUUUCCAAGAUGUGAUGGGUGCGGAGGGUAUGGCUAUACGGGACAAUUUCGAUGUCGGAAACGGCGCCCAGAUUCGAGCUGCCAUCAUGCUGAACGGUGUCAAGCUGGCCGAGUAAAGAAAUGAUUAGUGGUGAGAAAGAUGACUGAUGGUGUCAUGUAACCGGGUGUGGUUUUUAAUGACAAGAAGAACAUUAUAUCAGCAAGCAAAAAAGACGUAGCAAGAUGUGCACCCAAAUACCAUUGUAUACGUUUCCAAAAUGCCUGCU
Alternaria alternata is the source of this 1897-nucleotide messenger RNA. RefSeq lists its product as hypothetical. Gene Ontology annotation, molecular function: lipid binding. The transcript has 4 exons. NCBI's taxonomy places the organism in Eukaryota, Fungi, Ascomycota, Dothideomycetes, Pleosporales, Pleosporaceae. The record is from RefSeq and is a predicted model, not a curated record. The coding region runs from base 278 to 1747 and encodes 489 amino acids.